Polypterus senegalus (gray bichir) is the source of this 2051-nucleotide messenger RNA. It is a transcript of the gene wdr45, whose product is annotated as WD repeat domain 45. Gene Ontology annotation, molecular function: protein binding; phosphatidylinositol-3-phosphate binding; phosphatidylinositol-3,5-bisphosphate binding. The transcript has 12 exons. The record is from RefSeq and is a predicted model, not a curated record. Bases 261 to 1337 code for a protein of 358 amino acids. NCBI's taxonomy places the organism in Eukaryota, Metazoa, Chordata, Cladistia, Polypteriformes, Polypteridae. Gene Ontology annotation, biological process: nucleophagy; protein lipidation; autophagy of mitochondrion. Gene Ontology annotation, cellular component: phagophore assembly site membrane; extrinsic component of membrane; cytosol.
UUUAUCAACAAAAUCAUCAACAAGACGAAUGAGAGAGGCUGUCAAAGCAAUGGGUGCGAGAACUGCGCCUGAAAGUACCUGUUUUACGUAGACAAGAAGGUUGUAGUUUUUCACGGCAUGUGUCGUCUUCGAGUUAUUUAAUGUGGUUGGAAAGUUGUUGAUUCGUGACAAAGCUACCAGCGCAUUGUUUCCGACUAAAUUAAAAAAUCUCAGCUUAAAUCUUCUACAUUUACAAGAAAAUCUGAGUAUCACUUUCCAACAUGGCACAACAGCGAGGAGUCAAUAGCUUGCACUUCAAUCAAGACCAGAGCUGUUUUUGUUGUGCCAUGGAAACUGGUGUUAGAAUCUACAAUGUGGAGCCACUUAUGGAGAAAGGCCACCUUGACCAUGAGCAGGUUGGAAGUGUAGGUCUGGUUGAGAUGCUUCAUCGGUCAAAUCUGCUUGCCAUUGUUGGUGGUGGCAGCAAUCCCAAAUUCUCUGAAAUUUCAGUGUUGAUAUGGGAUGAUGCCAGAGAAAGCAAAGAUUCAAAAGACAAGCUGGUUCUGGAAUUCACAUUCACCAAGCCAGUGUUAGCAGUUCGAAUGAGAUAUGACAAGAUCAUCAUUGUUUUGCGAAGCAGAAUAUAUGUUUAUACCUUUCCAGACAACCCUUCAAAACUUUUUGAAUUUGAUACAAGAGAUAAUCCUAAAGGUUUGUGUGAUCUCUGUCCUAGUUUGGAGAAGCAGCUUCUUGUCUUUCCUGGACACAAGUGUGGUAGCCUUCAGCUUGUGGAUCUUUCUAACACUAAACCAGGAACUUCAUCUGCUCCAUUCACUAUCAAUGCACACCAAAGUGAGAUUGCUUGUGUGGCCUUGAAUCAACAAGGCACUGUUGUGGCAUCUGCCUCUAAAAAAGGAACACUUAUCAGGCUGUUUGACACCCAGACUAAGGAGAAACUGGUGGAGCUCAGAAGAGGCACAGAUCCUGCCACUCUGUACUGCAUCAAUUUCAGCCAUGAUUCAUCUUUCCUGUGUGCCUCUAGUGAUAAAGGCACAGUCCACAUCUUUGCCUUAAAAGACACAAAGUUAAAUCGAAGAUCUGCGUUAGCUCGUGUUGGGAAAGUGGGGCCAGUGAUUGGCCAGUAUGUUGAUUCACAAUGGAGUCUGGCUAGUUUUACUGUUCCAGCAGAAUGUGCGUGUAUCUGUGCAUUUGGGAAGAAUACCUCAAAGAAUGUUAACUCAGUUAUUGCCAUUUGUGUAGAUGGCACUUUCCACAAAUAUGUGUUUACCCCAGAUGGAAACUGCAACCGAGAAGCUUUUGAUGUGUACCUGGACAUAUGUGAUGAUGAUGAUUUCUAAACAGAUGAUUUGUUGUUAAGCAUGUAUAGACAUUUUUAUCCAGUAAGAGCAUCAUCCUGGUGUGACGACAUUCAUCCCAAAGCAGCAAGAGAUAAAAGGGGAACUCUUUAUUGUAGCAAAUUAAGUACUAGCACCCUUGGUAUUUGGGUGUAAAAUGUAUAGGUUUUGACAUAAUUUUUAGGUUCAUGUUUUUGGAUUUUUAAAGCUGGUAUUAAAAAAAAAAAUUGUUUCUCUCAUAUAUAUUAUAUAAUUUAUAUAAAUAUAUAACUGUUAGUCAUGUUUCAGUAGAUUAACAGAGAGAGCCAUUACCACAUUUCAUUUAAGUGAUUUAAAAUAUGUAACUAAAAUAGAUAUUCAUUGAAUAUGCAUUAUGCUGCUCCUGUUAGUAAAUAUUUUAAUUUUGGUUAUGUCUGUAAAUCAAAAGUUUAGUCUAUUGAAUCUAUUCAGAAUGCAUAAUGUUCACACUGCUGUGUACAAUUCAUUCCAUACAAAUUAAGAAUAUUUUAAAUAGGAUCUGCAUUCAUAGUGAACUUUCAGAGUUCUUAUAAGAGUUUUAAAAUAUAUAUAAAUAUGUUAUUAAAAUGUCUAUGCCUCUGUAAAAUGUAAAUUAUUAAAUUGCCAUUUUUGCACAUUCUCUUUUUACUAUCUAGUUCUUUCAAGUACUCAUCUGUCUGUGGUAAAAACAGUAUCAGCAUCACUCUUUCUAAAGCCUCU